AUGGCCGAGCGCAAUCUCUCCCAGAUCAUCUCUCAGCUCAAGCAUUCCCCCUCCAUGAGCUACACUGAUGCCAACGCCCUCCUCUCAAAGGCCAAGCUUGCUCUGCUCAAGCUCAACGCCCUGACGCCCUCUCCUUCGACCCCCACGCAACUCCUUCCUCUCGCCCGUGAGACCUACGAGCAGGGCGCCUUAUUUGCCAUUCGCGCUCGCAACCCCGAAGCCUUCACCCGCUACGUCCAGCAACUCCAGCCCUUCUACGAGCUGCCCGCCUCCGUUCUCCCACCCAACCUUCUCGAGCGUAACAAGGUUACUGGUCUGAGCUUGCUUCUUCUCUUGACACAGGGUCGAUAUGCUGAGUUCCACACUGAGCUUGAGAGCUUGGAGAACCGUGAGGGAGGUGGCGGUGACGUCGAGAGCGAUCGAUACCUGGGCUAUCCUAUCCGCCUGGAGAGAUGGUUGAUGGAAGGAUCCUACGACCGGGUGUGGAAGGCCAUGAAAAGCAGCGAGGUUCCUUGCGACGAGUACAGCGUAUUUUCUGAGAUCCUCAAGAACCAGAUUCGUUCCGAGAUUGCUUCCAGCAGCGAGCGCGCGUAUCCUAGCUUGCCUAUUAGCUCUACAAAGUCCCUCCUCUUCCUGGAUUCCGAAGGCGACGUUAUUUCCUUUGCUCGCCACCGUGGCUGGAUUGUUCGCGAUGGCCACAUUUACUUCCCUGAUGCUGCUGAAGGUGAGAAUGGUGACCAGAACAAGGACAUGAGCCAGAUGGUGAUAGAGAAUGCUCUGGGUUAUGCCCGAGAGCUCGAGACAAUUGUUUAA
Fusarium poae is the source of this 813-nucleotide messenger RNA. RefSeq lists its product as uncharacterized. The coding region runs from base 1 to 813 and encodes 270 amino acids. Lineage: Eukaryota; Fungi; Ascomycota; Sordariomycetes; Hypocreales; Nectriaceae. Gene Ontology annotation, biological process: proteasome-mediated ubiquitin-dependent protein catabolic process. Gene Ontology annotation, cellular component: proteasome regulatory particle; cytosol; proteasome regulatory particle, lid subcomplex. The transcript is spliced from 2 exons. The record is from RefSeq and is a predicted model, not a curated record.